GGCGCUGAGCGGCAGCACUGCGCCUCACACGCACCUCCGAGCUCAACAUCCCAUCUCUCUCCUUUUCUUCGCUUUUCUGCUUCUCGACAAAAAUUCCUCCUCAUCGGUGAAUGCCGCUGAUAGCGGGUCCGGCACACAGGCAAGGCACAGCCUGAUCUAGCGCACAGUCAGAGCACAGCCUGAUCCGGCACGGCGGCGUCCAGAGCCGGGCUCUCACUCUGCUCCGUGUGCGCCAGGAUCAGGGGCAUCCGGGGACGUCCGGAGGGACUGCUUUUUAACACAAGCACACCCUCCUGAGGAUGAGCCAGCUGUGAGCUGUGAACCUCUCCAAGCUGUGUGGACCAUUCCCAGGAUCGGCAAGGCCGCCUCGCCGGAGCUGCCUCGCUGCCUCACUGGAGCUGCCCUGCUCCCGUCUUCUCUCUGUUGCAGGAGGCUUCCCUCAGCAGCUCAUGGACCUGCACCGCGCCGCCUUUAAGAUGGAGAGCUCCUCCUACCUGCCCAAUCCACUGGCAUCGCCUGCCCUCAUGGUGCUGGCCUCCACGGCUGAGGCCAGCCGCGACGCCUCCAUCCCUUGCCAGCAGCCGCGCCCCUUUGGUGUGCCUGUAUCCGUGGAGAAGGAGGUGCACCUCCCCUUCACCAAUGGCUCCUACACAUUCGCCUCCAUGUACCACCGGCAGGGUGCCGUGCCGGGUGGAUUUCCCAGCCGGGACUUUCCACCCUCCCUGCUCCACCUGCACCACCAGUUUGCCCCUCCCAACCUGGACUGCACCCCUAUCAGCAUGCUGAACCACAGUGGUGUGGGUGCCUUCCGGCCCUUUGCGUCGCCCCCAGAGGAGCGUGAUGGUGCCGCCGCCGGCUACCAGUCAGCUUUCACGCCCGCCAAGCGCCUGAAGGGCUGCCUGGAGGCAGAGGCCUCCCCCCACCUGCGUUAUUCGGAUGCUGAGGGGAAGGAGUAUGACUACGCGGGUACACAGAUUCCAUCCAGCUCGCCGGGAGCCCUGAAAGCUGUGGAGGACGCUGGAAAGAAGAUCUUCGCAGUGUCGGGUCUGCUGUCUGACCGCGAGGCCUCGUCUAGCCCAGAGGACCGCAUCGAGCGCUGUAAAAAGAAAGCCUCACUCUACGACACACAGGCCCCCGUCUGCCCCAUCUGCCAGGUCCUGCUGCGCCCAGGGGAGCUGCAGGAGCACAUGGAGCAGGAGAUGGAGCGGCUCACUCACAUGCAUCUAAGUAAGAACCCUACACACAAGGAUGUGAGCACAGCACCCGGCACGCCCAAGUCCUUGCUGCUGUCUGUGCACAUCAAGCGCGAGGGGGAGUCACCCGUGCUCUCGCCCCUGUCCUCGGAGGACCUGCAUCACUCGGACAGGUACCAGACUUUCCUACGAGUGAGGGCAAACAGGCAGACCCGGCUGAAUGUCGAUGCCCUCUGCUGGUGCAGGCGCUACGCCAAGGAAAGUGUCAAAACUACCCCCCCUCAACCGCACAACGGAGCCCCCCUUGCCCCCUGCUGCAGUCGCCACGCCCGCAUCGGGAAGAUGAAGCGGCGGAAGGCGGACGAUGGGCAGGUAUGUCCGCUGUGCAGCCGCCCACUGGCCGGAACCGAGGAGCACAUGAGUAGGCAUGUGGAGGAGUGUCUGCUCCAGCGGGAAGGUGCAUGCCACCCUGACGACGACGCCGCUGACCUGGACGGCGAGAACGGCACGCGCUUCGAGGAGUAUGAGUGGUGUGGCCAGAAGCGGGUGCGAGCCAGUGCCCUGCUAGAGGGGGGCUACAGAGGCACUGGUUUCGCAACUUGCAGUACCAAGGAGAGCCAUGACAGUGAUGCCGACCUUGAUGUUGACGGUGACGACACGCUGGAAUACGGCAAGGCGCAGUACACAGAGGCAGACAUCAUUCCAUGCUCUGGAGAGGACCAGGGAGAGGCCAAGGAGCGCGAGGCCUUGCGGGGUGCCGUGUUGAACGGUGGGACACCGACCCACAGAAUAACCCCUGAGUUCUCCAAAUGGGCCAGCGACGAAAUGCCCUCCACGAGUAACGGAGAUGGAGCCAAGCAGGACAGUAGUGGGGCCUCGGGUGCCACUCCCAGGACUUGCAAAAACAGCGACAUUGAGAAGAUUACGGAGGAGUCCACCAUUACCACUUUCGAGGCCCUGAAGGCUCGCAUCCGGGAGCUGGAGAAGCAGGUUCUGCGUGGAGAUCGCUACAAGUGUCUCAUCUGCAUGGACUCCUACACGAUGCCCCUGGCCUCCAUCCAGUGCUGGCACGUCCACUGUGAGGAGUGCUGGCUGCGGACGCUGGGGAACAAGAAGCUCUGUCCACAGUGCAACACCAUCACAUCGCCCGGGGAUCUGCGACGUGUUUACUUGUGAUCAUCUGUCCACGGCUCCAUAAUUCCCCCUACGCCCCGCGUCUUUGUCAGUGUGUUUUUGUGAGGGUGAGGGCGGUUGUCAGCAUGGAUUUUAUAGGAAGUCCUUCCUGUUUUAAUGAGACGGGACUCGUGUUUGAGGGACUCUCAGAAGAGGGAGAGCAAGAAUCCUGGCUGGAGAGGCAACCAAAGCAGACUACUAUCAUGGCAGCCCUCUCCCAGCACCUCUGCUGCCCCGCUCUACACACCUGUACCCCCCCUCCCCACCACCACCACCACCACCACCACUGACCGCCUCCGCUGCUGCCACCUAGUGGUGGUGUGAUUUGAAGUAUCAGGUACUAUUGUGUGUCCUUGCCCUUGCUCUGCCAGACCAGUGCUGGUCCAGUCCCCAGCACCUACAUGACCCCACACCGCCUCCUAGGAUGUCCUUGCGUCCCCCAACCCCAUUGCUGUCUUUGUGGAGUCCUUCACCCCGGUCGGACAUGAUGGCUGCGCUGAGGGCCAGCGUGGGCCCCACGUGGGAGAAGGCGCCUCCGCCCGUAGGUCCUUUGCCCCCCUGGCCACAUGUUCACCUCUCUGUUUCUUUUUCGUGGUGUUAUAGUGCUGUCGUUAAGAGACCAGGUUCAGGAAAAAGCCCCCCCCCCCCACUGAAACAGCAGAGCAGGCACAUGUAAUAUAGUCUAUGUAUGUUUACAGUGUUGUGUAUAAAUGACAUGGAAGCUGGACACGCCCACUCACACGUAUAUAUACGCGCAGGCCUGACCGCCAGCGCUUCUGCCAGGGAGCGCCCACUUUUCUCAGGCGUCGGCCUCUCAAGGCAGAAGCUGCAUUUCAUUGUACAGGAGAAGACUGAGGUAAUAAAGCUGGGAAGAGUUAGAGUGUACAUUUUGGUUUGGAUAUACAGUAAUUGUAGUUGCGUUCCUCCUCGAUGCCGCUCUUGAGAGAGGCUUUCAGACGCUGUUCCUUCCCUGAGCUCUGGAGGGCGCCCACGCGGCUCUGCGGAUGCUGCUAGAAUGAACUACCCUGGACACCUUCUCCCUUAAGUUAUAUAAUAUUGUGCUAAUAAUGGUAGUCGCUUGUGGUUUUAAAAUGUCUCACCUUUGUCAUUUGCUGUUGUCACUUCAGCCCUUUUCUAUAAAAAAAAGAAAACCAACAAUUUUAGUCUGAAUGUAUAACAAUAAAAUAGUUACAGAACGGUUAUUUUUAUCGUCAUUUGAAAUGGUGAACAGAGCCUUUCCAAAUGUAGUUCAUUCUGUCAGGUUGCAGCACGCUCACAGCGCAGGCCGCGCUGCUGGACACUCGCCGCUUCUCUGCUCCGGCUCUGAGGAGCAGGGCGCCUCCCUGUGGCCGCCCCCCGGACCUGUGCCCUGCUGCCGCUUAGCGGGAUGCUGUGCGUUGUGUUUGUAAAAACUAUGUAUCCUGUGAUGUUUGGUUCAGUGUAAGCAAAAACUAAAAAAUAUUAAAGGCUGGCGUCCACACGCACGGAGGGCCCCUCUUGCUGUGUGACGGAGUGUGCGUGUGGCCCUUGUAUUAACGCUGUAUCCUAGGGGUACUUUUUGCGGCUUGCCCCCCUUGUGUUUCCCGGAGGAACGGCUUCAUGGUUUGUGUGUGACAACGUUGGCCAAUAAACUCUGCCGCUAAACUGUCCUCUGAAU
Molecule: messenger RNA, 4023 nt
Organism: Brienomyrus brachyistius
Lineage: Eukaryota; Metazoa; Chordata; Actinopteri; Osteoglossiformes; Mormyridae
Gene: rnf220a
Product: ring finger protein 220a
Exons: 16
Coding region: 450-2369 (639 amino acids)
Biological process (GO): protein ubiquitination
Molecular function (GO): ubiquitin protein ligase activity; metal ion binding
Source: RefSeq, a predicted model, not a curated record